Molecule: messenger RNA, 1551 nt
Organism: Trematomus bernacchii (emerald rockcod)
Lineage: Eukaryota; Metazoa; Chordata; Actinopteri; Perciformes; Nototheniidae
Gene: notum2
Product: notum pectinacetylesterase 2
Exons: 13
Coding region: 1-1551 (516 amino acids)
Molecular function (GO): hydrolase activity
Source: RefSeq, a predicted model, not a curated record
AUGAAUAUACUGGGCAAGGUUGCGUUCUUGCUUUUGAUCGGUGGAAUCUGGUGUCAGAACAACCGCAACAAUGCUAAACCUAGUGGUAAGUCCCCCAAGAAGUCUGGUGGGAACCAAGGAGGUGAUGUUGGUCAGUCUCCCCCCGUGGUCAAUCAGACUCCUGGUAGCACUGGAAGUACUGGAGGCACUGGAAGUACUGGAGGCACUAGAGGCACAGAUGAAGCCACACGUGAGGGUGUUGCAGGAGUUCGAGCUGCUGGACAACAGACAGCUGAUAUGAGAUUGCAAUUCCUCAAGAACACCCAAGUUACAUGCAAUGAUGGAUCAGCAGCUGGGUUUUACCUAAAGGAGUUCAGAGGAAGUCGCCGAUGGCUGAUAUUUCUGGAAGGUGGCUGGUGCUGCCACAGCAAAGAGACCUGUGAUUCCAGGUACCAAAAUAUACCCCGACUAAUGAGCUCAACGGGGUGGCCCCAAACAAAAAGAGGAACUGGAAUAUUGUCUUCUCAAGCAGAGGAAAACCCACACUGGAAUAAUGCAAACAUUGUAUUCAUCCCGUACUGUUCUAGUGAUGUAUGGAGUGGCAAUGGGCCUGCCCCAACUCCUCCUCCAAGGCAGCGACAAGGCAGAGAAAAGGAGAGAGAUAGAAAUACAAAUGCAACUGAGUACACCUUCAUGGGUUCCCUGAUUAUCCGCGAGGUCAUCAAAGACCUCAUCCCCAAAGGAAUCAAACUGGCGAAGGUUGUCAUGCUGUCUGGCACGAGUGCUGGUGGAACAGGUGUUUUGCUGAACAUCGAUAGGGUGGCCAGUCAGCUGGAGCUGCUCGGUGCAGAGGCUCAGGUCCGAGGCCUUGUGGACUCAGGAUGGUUUCUAGAAAGUAAACAGCAGAGAUCACCAAACUGCCCAGAAACUAUCUCCUGCUCACCUGAAGAUGCUAUCAAGAUAGGACUUCGACUGUGGAAUGGGGUUGUGCCUGACAGAUGUCUGCAGCUCUAUAAGAGAGGAGAGGAGUGGCAGUGCUUCUUUGGCCACAAACUGUACUCAACCUUGACCUCCCCUCUGUUUGUGAUGCAGUGGCUGUUUGAUGAAGAGCAGCUGAGAGUGGAAAACAUCUACAUGGGCGGUCAUAGUCUGUCAGAGGAGCAGUGGCAGUACAUACAGAAUUUAGGCAGGGAGCUUAAGAACUCACUUAGAGAUGUCACGGCUGUGUUUGCUCCGUCCUGCCUUUCCCACACAGCGAUCACCAAAAGCAACUGGAUGAGUUUCCAAGUUAAAGGCACCUCUUUACCAAGAGCCCUGCACUGCUGGGACAGGAGUCUGGAGGCAACCCGCAACAACAGAACCCCUUCCAAAGGCUGUCCAUUCCACCUGGUUGACAACUGCCAAAGGCCCCAGUGCAACCCCACCUGCCCAGCCUUGGUGGACCAGACCACCCAGCAGGAGCUCACCCUGUUCCAGAUGCUGGUUGCUAUGGGACUUGACCUCCAGAGGCUGGGCCUAGAUCCCCAGGGAGAUGCAGAUGCUCUGGCCAGCAUGGUCAGCAAUGGUGGCUAA